AUGGCUGUGCCUGCAAGCCCACAGCACCCACGGGGCUACAGCAUCCUGCUGCUCACGCUCCUUAUGAAAGCUCUAGCAGCCGCCGCCGCCUGCAACCACCUUCGCCUCCAGGAUGCCACCUUCUCUCGCGACAGCCUCCAGCUCCUCCGGGACAUGGCUCCCAGCCCACCCCAGCCGUGCCCACAGCACAGCGCGCCAUGCUCCUUCAACGACACCAUCCUGGACACCAGCAACGCCCGGCAAGCCGACAAAACCACCCACGACAUCCUCCAGCACCUCUUCAAAAUACUCAGCGGACCCAGCACUCCAGCCCACUGGGUCGACAGCCAACGCCAAAGCCUCCUCAACCAGAUCCAGCGGUACACCCAGCACCUCGAGCAGUGCUUGGCGGGCAGCGACACGCGCUCCCGCACACGAUGGCCUCGCAACCUUCACCUCACCAUCAACAAACACUUCAGCUGCCUCCACACCUUCCUCCACGACAACGAUUACAGCGCCUGCGCCUGGGACCACGUCCGCCUACGAGCUCGCACCUGGUUCCUGCACAUCCACGACCUCGUGGGCAACACGCGCACCUAG
Molecule: messenger RNA, 579 nt
Organism: Tympanuchus pallidicinctus (lesser prairie-chicken)
Lineage: Eukaryota; Metazoa; Chordata; Aves; Galliformes; Phasianidae
Product: interferon
Exons: 1
Coding region: 1-579 (192 amino acids)
Biological process (GO): positive regulation of peptidyl-serine phosphorylation of STAT protein; response to exogenous dsRNA; natural killer cell activation involved in immune response
Cellular component (GO): extracellular region
Molecular function (GO): cytokine activity; type I interferon receptor binding
Source: RefSeq, a predicted model, not a curated record